AUGGGCCCACCCAUCUCCAUUGGAAAUAAUAUGUUUCCUGGCCCAUCCGUCAUCAUCGAGGAUAUACACAACAUGGGCCCAUGGUCCGCUGGCCCGUCUGAUAUGGGAUAUUAUGUAGAUGACACCCCUACCACUUCCACACUCAACCCCACUAUACCAGAUCCAAACCAGACGACUUCAACAGACAACAGAUCCACAAUCGCCACCGCCCUUCCACCUUCAAACCCCUCAACAAGAAACAACCCAUCUCCCAAGGAGAUACUUUCGCCCAAACCCAAGGAUGCUCCUUUCACUAUGUCGGAUUCAGCAUCAUCGUGUUCCUCUUGCCUCUCUGCUUCCUCUCAUGCAUCUGCAUUACCCCAGACCCAGACCUCCCAUCAACUGCUUGGCCUUGAUGGAUCACAACACCCCUCCAUUGGCACUAUCCAUAGAAGGAAACAUGCCUAUUGGGAGGCAGUCAUCUGUGACCCCCAAUUCGCUCUCCGACUAGACAGCUACCUCAAUUGUACCAAUGAUGAGAUCACCUUCAACCUCAUCCAAGCCUUCAGAGGCACAGAUGCCUUAACCGGCGAUAUUGCUAGGGUUGACCUAGCCAGGGACAUGUCCCUCUCCACCGUAUCCACCCGAUACAAUCAAGGCAAGAUCAAGCAAGCAUUGCUAAACUUGCUCGAACUUAGGAACUUCCAUGCCGCUGUCAUGGCCGUUGAGGAGGAGCAGGCAUUUAAUCCCCCUCCCAACCCAGUCAAAGUCGUCAAGCGUGCUGUCUAUGACAGAGCUCCGACCCCCUUUAUCCCUCAGCCACACUCCGAAACCCCGGAGCCUAUCCCCAAUGUCGCACAGCUUACAAACCCCAAAAUUGACCGUCUCUAUGAAGAGUACGAGCGCAAGCAUUAUGCUCCGUGUAACCCAUCCCCCAGCUUCGACACCAUCUCCAUCACUAUCCCAGAAUUGGAUGAGUGUACACCUGAAUCUCCUGCAGUCAAUCCUGACGAUUGGGUACCCACUGAUGCAGUACCACACCUCUCCAUCGGCUCUCCCCACCCUCUUCCUACACCUCGACAUAGAAACUGUCAUCCCCGAGCAACCUCUGUCCUAAGUCUAGGACUUCCCCUCUCCCAUGCGCAUCACCCACACACACAGAAUUACUCCUGUCACUUCACUCAUGAAGAGGCGCAGGACGAAGCCAUCUCCCAGGCUCAGCGGGAUGCCACCGAGACCACUCAGGUCUAUCGCAGCAAUGUAGUCUGCCGCCAGUGCCAUGUCUUUGGACACAAACAAAAGCAUUGUGCGCAGUACUUCUGCCGUAUUUGUGGGCAAUUCGCCCCAAAACAUCUCACCCCCUUCUGCCCUCAUCUUGAUGGCAAGAAGAUACUCCAUCGAGGACCCUCUCAGGAGCAGUUCUACCAAGACAUGCGCCAGCUUGAAGCUGCGUAUGACCAGGAUGCUGCUCGCAUUGAGCAGGAACGCGAGGAGAAUGCACUCAAAGCCACCGCUUGGCUCAAAGACCUCGACUUUGAUCCAGACUGGUACACGAACCAAGAUGAUUGA
This is a messenger RNA of Suillus plorans, 1548 nucleotides long. RefSeq lists its product as uncharacterized. Bases 1 to 1548 code for a protein of 515 amino acids. The record is from RefSeq and is a predicted model, not a curated record. Lineage: Eukaryota; Fungi; Basidiomycota; Agaricomycetes; Boletales; Suillaceae. The transcript is spliced from 2 exons.